GUACUCUUCUAACUGAAUCGUGUAAGUCUUAUAUGACGUAAGCCUCAUCAGUGUUUUGUACGAGACAGUUCGUGGUACGCCAGUUGUAGAUCAAGACGCAGUCACGUCUCGUCUCCUUGAUUUAUUUAAAGGGUUAAGCAUCCAGAGGAAUCCUGAAAACUGUCUAAAAUGAAGCGCACUCACAUUCUCGCAGCCCUGACUGUCUUAGCUGCGAUGGCAGCACUGGCAUCGAGUCAGCAUGUUAGCGUCAGAGCGCCAGACCCAAGCCGCGCCCUGAGCUGCGCAAGACGCUCGGUCAGCGUCAUCUUCCAGCGAUUCGCCGCCAAGUUGUCUGAUGGAGCCAAAGUGGUCUUCGAGCUCUUCAGAGUCUCUCAAGAAGCUUUCGAUGUAAUGGUUACAAAUUCACGCACGAUGGCAACCGGUUUAAGCUUCAUGCAGUGCGCAGGCGGUGUCAAUUCUCGAGAACACGCGUUUUCCUAUGACGCUGCCGGGGUCUGCAGAGCUCAUAAGUUGCGUGGAAGCUUCUGCUGCGUUGCCGACGGCGACAUUAACGUUUACGUUCGCAAGGACUUCGUGCAGAAUGAUAGCGAUACUGCGUAUGUGGAACAAGGUAAUAACCUAGUGGGAUACAUUCCAUCGCUCCUGUUUACGCUCGAAGAGCUGAAUGCUGAAGUGUUGGAUGAUGGUAGUCUUUCAUCCUUGGACGACACAAAGGUGAUUGUUCACAAGGAUGAUAAGUUCUAUCAGUUCACCAACACUCGUCACAUCGACAUCCUGACCUGCAUGGCUCCCAACUCCUGCGGAAUGAGGGCUGCAAUAACAAAAACUGCAGCCAUGAGUCACGUAGUUGUCGGGAACUGUGGCAAGACAAUCCAAGACCCGCUGAAUUUCGGCGACCGUAUCGUGUCCCACGCCGGCUACGGCUGCGUACCCUUCCCUGACUACGUCGAGGAUUGCUCGCUCACAUUCACAGUGGUCACAUCUGUAGACGGUUUCCUGUGGGAAACUUCAGACUUCAGUAGAGACGGCUUAUGCGAUGGCUUCGAGAUCACCUUAGCCUUAUCCGGGGAAACGCCAAGGGAUCUCUGCGCUUUGUCUGAAGGGACUGCUUAUUCAAUAGAUGCCAAUGUCCCGUAUGUCCUGCGCAUCAAAGGCACUGCGACAACGAAUCGCAAGUUGGUCGGCUUCACGGCGACGUUAUUGGAAGACUAGAGAUCGUCCCGCCAAAACUCAGCCAUUUGUAAUGUCGACUUGACAGUCAAUAAUUGAUCUAGAUGUCUCUUCGGAAUUCCAUUCAACAAUGUGUUCAGCAACUAUUUCUUUUGGAUUUUGAUCUGAAUUUGGACGUUUUUAUCAAUUAAUUACUUUGAAUUUUUAUGUGUUAAACAAUUAUUUUAUUUCAAUUUUGAUGUGUUCAGCACUUAAUUCCUUUGGAUUUGAAAGUGUUCAGCAAUUAGUUACUUUGGAUUUUAAAGUGUUCAGCAAUCGAUUCAUUUGGAUGUGUUCAGAAAUUACUUUGGAUUCGGAUGUGUUCAGCAAUUAAUUACUUUGGAUUUGUUGAAAUCCAAAUUCAUUUAUAGCAAUUAUCCGUUAAAUACCUUUUUCAAACGCUCAACUCGCACGUCUGAAACGCAUGUUGAAUCGCAGAUUUAAAAUCGAUAAAAUUGUCUCUUUUUUUAAGUCAGAGUUUGUUUGAAGACAAAUAUUAACUAGAAAAAUUAUGAAUUCGUCUAAGCUUUCAAGUGAGAAAUUCAUACACACCCUGCACCCGUGUUGAAUUAAUGAAUUUCUGAAAUUUGAUUAUAAUUAUGAUUUGUGUGCUCAAGUUAUUGGCUCUUGAAAUAAAUUGUUUUAGUUUGCUUGAA
Molecule: messenger RNA, 1865 nt
Organism: Hyalella azteca
Lineage: Eukaryota; Metazoa; Arthropoda; Malacostraca; Amphipoda; Hyalellidae
Exons: 10
Coding region: 169-1212 (347 amino acids)
Source: RefSeq, a predicted model, not a curated record